Plasmopara halstedii is the source of this 759-nucleotide messenger RNA. Its product is annotated as Enkurin domain. Gene Ontology annotation, molecular function: calmodulin binding. NCBI's taxonomy places the organism in Eukaryota, Oomycota, Peronosporomycetes, Peronosporales, Peronosporaceae. The coding region runs from base 1 to 759 and encodes 252 amino acids. The transcript is spliced from 3 exons. The record is from RefSeq and is a predicted model, not a curated record.
AUGCAACGUGACGAGUGCAUUUACAACUUGAUUCCCAAGCCAACUGGAAGCACCUUUGGCUUACGCGGCAAAACAAAGCUCGAAGGUGCAAACCUCGGCUGUUCGGAACAAAUGGACAAACCUGCUAGCGCUCGUGGCUUUGGUCGUCUACAAUCAAAACCAGACCCAAAAGCUUUUAUUCGAAAAGGUGAACGAAGUAGCACUGCAGUUGUUAUAAAGAAACCGGCCAAGUUCAGUUACUCUGGCCCAGCUCGUCCUCCGGUUGUCAAAAAGGAUGACAAGCCUAUAAUGGGUCUGAAAUCUGCCAAAAACUUCCUCACGGCUAAUGCCGUGGAAAAUAUUCUUGCGGUUCCGGGAUCACGAGCUCGUGUCAAAAACGAUCCGCCGAGAUACACGCAAAAAGAAGACUAUGGCAAAGUACCACGAUACUUGAGUCAGGUGAAGAAUGAGAUCGAGCGAGAAAACUCGAUGAUUGAGGAUUUUGUUCGGCAAAAUCAAACCUUAAAGGAAGACGAGGGUCGCGAACGUCUCGAAGCAAUGGACGAGAACGAGCGAUUGGCACUUGUAGAUGCACUGAAGUCAAAAUGGGACCACGUGAAUUCUAAGUACCAAAAACUUUGUCACAAUAUCGUCUUUGACACGCUUGGCAAGGUGCGACGAAAAGAGACGCUUGAGAAAGAGCUCACUCAACUUGAAAAGGAUAUUCAGCUGCUUGAAAAGGGCCACAUUGUCAUCAGCCAAAAUAAUGAACGCCACUGA